UCUAAGCAUGUCUGACAUCAGCUACCUAAUUGGUCAACAAAACUGAAAAAGGGGCGAGCCGCUGUGCCCAAGCCGGAAGUUUGUGUUCAGAAAGGGAAGCGCUUCCUAAUUGCGGCGAAUCUUCGGGUGUUUGGAGCGACAUGGCUGCGAUCAGCAGGUUCUAGAUCUCUCACCUCGCUGUAAGCAGACGUUCCUUGCUAUGAUGCCAGCACGGAGCAGUGUAUCCGCUUCCAUCCCAAACAGCAAAGUGAAGUACUCCAAGCUUUCCGACACAGAUGAAGGUUAUAUUGACCUACAGUUUAAGAGAAGUCCUCCAAAAAUCCCAUACAAAGCCAUUGCUCUAGCGACUGUCCUGUUUAUGAUCGGAACGCUUCUUAUCGUGAUUGGGGCUCUCCUCCUGGCUGGAUAUAUUAGCAAAGGGGGGAACGAGAGAGCGAUUCCAAUUCUGAUUAUCGGCAUACUGGUCUUCCUGCCUGGUUUUUACCAUCUUCGCAUUGCGUACUAUGCUUCCAAGGGGUACAGAGGAUAUUCGUACGAUGACAUACCGGAUUUUGAUGACUGAGAUUAUUUUCCAGAAUCUUUGGAGAAAUACUAAAGCCAUUUACUGCGCUUAAGGACGUCGGAUUGGAACAGACCUAGUGAAGAAGAGACACACAGAGUAUGUUUAUUUAGGCAUUGGUAGAGUCAAGCGGACUUCAGAAUGUUAUUGCAGCCUCUCCGUUCUAGGUACACCCUGCACAAUAAUGCUUCCUAUGUUUUUGUGCGGCCCUAUCUGCGGGUACUUUCUUGUUAAUUUACAGAAAAUGUAAUUCGUCUGUAAUUCCGAAAUGUUACCGAUCCGAGUAAACCUCUCAGAUAACGAAUUGAACAAAAAA
Molecule: messenger RNA, 875 nt
Organism: Spea bombifrons (plains spadefoot toad)
Lineage: Eukaryota; Metazoa; Chordata; Amphibia; Anura; Pelobatidae
Gene: TMEM230
Product: transmembrane protein 230
Exons: 4
Coding region: 200-562 (120 amino acids)
Biological process (GO): synaptic vesicle transport
Cellular component (GO): synaptic vesicle; endomembrane system
Source: RefSeq, a predicted model, not a curated record